Messenger RNA from Schizosaccharomyces osmophilus, 1377 nucleotides. It is a transcript of the gene enp1, whose product is annotated as bystin family U3 and U14 snoRNA associated protein Enp1. Gene Ontology annotation, cellular component: preribosome, small subunit precursor; cytoplasm; nucleolus. Gene Ontology annotation, molecular function: snoRNA binding. Gene Ontology annotation, biological process: rRNA processing. The record is from RefSeq and is a predicted model, not a curated record. The transcript has 2 exons. Lineage: Eukaryota; Fungi; Ascomycota; Schizosaccharomycetes; Schizosaccharomycetales; Schizosaccharomycetaceae. The coding region runs from base 1 to 1377 and encodes 458 amino acids.
AUGCCGAAGGCACCUAAACCAAAAUUGCAGCAUGCUCCUUUAUACAAGGACAUUGCUGAUUCGUCUGAAACCGGAAUUCUACGACAAAAGUCCAGUAAGCAAAAGAAAGGAAAAGAAAAUGUAGACAGAAAUGGAUAUAUGGAUGCAAAAGCAUCCAAACGGGUUUUGCAAUUGGCUAGAGAGCAACAAGAAGAGCUAGAACAAGAAGAAGCUGAUGGAAAACCAAAAACUCUUUCUGAAGAGGAGGGGUACCCACAAUCGUCUCACGAGAAGGAUACUCUUGAAAACCCGGUCAUUGAGCCAAGAGAUGAAGAUGAUGGAUCAGAUCAAUCGGAUGCUGCUUCCAAUGCUAGUGAUAGUGAGGAAUUCGGUGAAGAUGAUGAAUAUGAAGAAUUAGACAUAGACGAAACUGAUCGUAAACUUUUUGAUAAAUUUUUCCCCGAAAACAAUGAUCAAGGAAAAGAUGAUGCCCCUGAAGAACAAUCAACAAACCUUUCUGAUUUGAUUAUGCAAAAAAUUAGCGAGGCUGAGGCUCGUUCACGAGGUGAACAUGUUCCUACUGCUGAGGAAGAAGAAGAGGCAAUGCCUCCUCUCCCCCCGAAAGUGAUUGAAGUCUUUUCAAAAGUAGGUGUUUUGUUGAGUAAAUAUCGCUCAGGAAAAAUUCCUAAGGCAUUCAAGAUUAUUCCUACCUUAUCGAAUUGGGAAGAAAUUUUAUAUAUCACACGUCCCGAUACAUGGACCCCUCAUGCCUGUUAUGAGGCUACUCGUAUUUUCAUUUCGAACUUGAAACCCAUUCAAGCUCAGCACUUUUUGAACGUGAUUGUUCUUGAAAGAAUUCGUGAAGAUAUCCAAACUAACAAAAAGUUAAAUUAUCAUUUAUAUAUGGCUUUGAAGAAGGCUUUGUAUAAACCUUCGGCUUUUUUCAAAGGAUUUUUGUUUCCUCUCGUUUCGGAAAAUUGUAGUUUACGUGAAGCUGCCAUCGUUGGUAGUGUUUUAGUAAAAGUUUCAGUACCGGUUCUUCAUUCUGCUGCUGCCUUACUUCGUUUAACAGAAUUUGAUGUUAAUGGUGCUAGUUCCGUCUUUAUUCGAAUCUUAUUAGAUAAAAAGUAUGCAUUACCUUACAAGGUUUUGGAUUCGCUCGUUUUCUAUUUUAUGCGCUGGAAAGCUUUGGAUCGUCCUUUGGCUGUUUUGGAACAUCAAUCAAUGCUUGUCUUUGCUCAACGUUACAAGUUUGACAUUACUUCUGAGCAAAAAGAUGCACUUUUGGAGGUUGUACGUGUUAAAGGCCAUUACUCCAUCGGCCCAGAAAUUCGUCGUGAAUUGGUCAACAGUGCCAGUCGUGGCGAAGAAAUCCCUCAGGAAAUGGAAGAGUAUUGA